AUGUCCACGGUCGACAAGGAACUUGUCAACAAAGUAUCAUCUAUGGACGUGAAAGACCUUACCAUACACGUAACGGAAGCCGGAGACAAGAUAUCCACCAGGGAGCGUGUAGUAAAAGAUGUUCCUCCCCCAGCAACAAACAUCCCCACUGAUGCUGAAAUACGGUCAAAGAAGGAUCCCUCAAAGCCUGAUCUCGAAUUCCUCAAACAACACUUGUAUCGCGAAGGACGACUCUCGGAGGAACAGGCUCUGUGGAUUAUCAAAUCUGGAACCGAAAUUCUAAGUAAAGAACCAAACUUGCUCGAGGUCGAUGCUCCCGUCACUGUUUGUGGUGAUAUACAUGGCCAGUAUUAUGAUUUGAUGAAACUAUUUGAAGUCGGUGGAAACCCAGCGGAAACGCGCUUCUUAUUUUUGGGUGAUUAUGUAGAUCGUGGUUACUUUUCUGUCGAGUGUGUAUUAUAUUUAUGGUCUUUGAAGAUGUGGUACCCAAACACCAUUCACAUGUUACGAGGCAACCACGAAUGUAGACAUUUGACCGAUUACUUUACCUUCAAACUCGAAUGCAAACACAAAUACUCUGAAAAGAUCUAUGAAGCAAUGUUGGAAUCCUUCUGUGCAUUACCAUUGGCCGCCAUCAUGAACAAGCAAUUCUUGUGUAUUCAUGGUGGUCUAUCACCCGAGUUAAAUACAUUGGAGGACUUGCGAUCGAUAAAUCGAUUCCGAGAACCACCUACUCAUGGUAUUAUGUGUGACUUGCUAUGGGCAGAUCCAUUGGAAGAUUUCGGACAAGAACGGACGAAUGAGUUCUUUGUUCACAAUCAUGUUCGUGGUUGCUCAUAUUUCUUCAGCUAUCAUGCUGCGUGUGCAUUUUUGGAAAGAAAUAAUCUGUUGUCUGUGAUUCGAGCACAUGAAGCUCAAGAUGCAGGAUAUCGCAUGUAUCGAAAGACUAGGACAACUGGAUUCCCAUCUGUAAUCACUAUAUUCUCGGCGCCCAAUUACCUGGAUGUAUACAAUAACAAGGCUGCCGUACUUAAAUAUGAAAAUAAUGUCAUGAACAUACGUCAGUUUAACUGCACACCUCAUCCUUACUGGCUACCAAACUUUAUGGAUGUGUUCACAUGGUCGUUACCUUUUGUGGGAGAAAAAAUCACGGAUAUGCUGGUGUCCAUUCUCAACAUUUGUAGCAAAGAAGAAUUGGAAGAACUUGAAAAGGACAAGAACAAAUCUGGCGAAGAACUUGAACAAGAAGCUCGACGACAAGUUAUUCGAAACAAGAUAUUGGCUGUCGGUAAAAUGGCUAGAGUCUUCCAAGUUUUGAGACAAGAAACAGAAACCAUUGCUGAACUCAAAAAGGUUAUGGGUACUGCUACGCUACCAGUCGGUACAUUAGCACUAGGAGCUGAAGGCAUCAAGAAUGCAAUCACAUCCUUUGAAGAAGCCAAGAAGGCUGAUCGUGAUAAUGAACGUCUGCCACCUCUACGUCUAGGAAUGGAGGCCCCAGCUCCAGCAACUCCAAUUUUUGGUACACUGGGAACAGCUCCAUCUCCACAAAAGUCCAAGCCAUUGGUAGCUCCUACAAUCCAGGGACUAUGA
Messenger RNA from Synchytrium microbalum, 1593 nucleotides. RefSeq lists its product as uncharacterized. The record is from RefSeq and is a predicted model, not a curated record. Bases 1 to 1593 code for a protein of 530 amino acids. Gene Ontology annotation, cellular component: cytoplasm; calcineurin complex. The transcript has 13 exons. NCBI's taxonomy places the organism in Eukaryota, Fungi, Chytridiomycota, Chytridiomycetes, Synchytriales, Synchytriaceae. Gene Ontology annotation, biological process: calcineurin-mediated signaling; fungal-type cell wall organization. Gene Ontology annotation, molecular function: calmodulin-dependent protein phosphatase activity; calmodulin binding.